This is a messenger RNA of Aureobasidium musti, 990 nucleotides long. The record is from the annotation of a GenBank genome assembly. Lineage: Eukaryota; Fungi; Ascomycota; Dothideomycetes; Dothideales; Saccotheciaceae.
AUGGCUCUCAGCGCAGGAUCUACUUUGCCAGAGGUGUAUGAGAGCUACGAUGCUAUAGCCCCGGCCAAGUUUGCCGGCAAGCUACAAGGCAAAGUGGUAAGUCACUCAGUCUGUGGGAAAGUUCAUGAAUUCAAGGCUGAUCCACAAUCCAGGCCNAUCGUCACCGGCGCAUCAGCCGGUCUCGGUCGAUACAUCUCCAAGGCAUUUGCUGCUGCCGGUGCAUCUGUCGCUAUUGUCGCCCGUCGCAAACAGGAGCUCCUCGCACUCGUCGAAGAGAUCAAGUCGGCCAACGGCAAGGCCAUCCAUAUCGUCGCAGACGUGAUUGCCAAAGGUGCUGCUCAGAAGAUUGUGGCACAGGUCGAGAAAGAGCUAGGACCCGUGGAUAUUUUGGUCAACAACGCAGGCGUCUCGCGUGUCGGCCCUUUGGAUGGCGAAGACGAGGAUCUGGACAUCUGGUGGCGUGUACACGAAGUCAACGUACGCGCCCCGGUGGCCUUGACUCGUGCAGUGCUGCCUUCAAUGAUUAAGCGCAACACUGGCGUCCUCCUUACCACCGGAUCUGCUGCGGCCACCAUGACACUUCCUGUCAUGACUGCCUAUUUAUCAUCCAAAGCUGCCAUCAGCAAGUUUCAGGAAGGCUUGAGUGCUGAGCUUGAAGGUACCGACAUUGUGUCCUUCUCUGUUCAUCCCGGCUACGUCCAGACAGAGCUAGCCGCUGCCGAGAACGUCAUCAACAAGGAACAAAUGCACCAUCCCGCCGUGCAAUUCCUCUCCCAGAUGAUGGCGAGUAGUGAUAUCAAGUGGCAAAAGCCUGAGCUGUGUGCCGACACAAUGGUCGCUCUUGCUGCUGACCCGCGUUACAAGGUGCUCACUGGUCGUCAUAUCAAUGCUAUUCAGGAGCUUCCUCCUGUUGCUGAGGAGGCAGAAAAGGAAGGCAAAGGCCGUCUUGGUACAGACAGGUUGUACCUCGUCACCGUCCCUACUUUAUAG